Macrobrachium nipponense is the source of this 5060-nucleotide messenger RNA. Its product is annotated as diuretic hormone receptor-like. The record is from RefSeq and is a predicted model, not a curated record. Lineage: Eukaryota; Metazoa; Arthropoda; Malacostraca; Decapoda; Palaemonidae. The transcript is spliced from 11 exons. The coding region runs from base 1247 to 2941 and encodes 564 amino acids. Gene Ontology annotation, biological process: cell surface receptor signaling pathway; adenylate cyclase-modulating G protein-coupled receptor signaling pathway. Gene Ontology annotation, molecular function: G protein-coupled peptide receptor activity; peptide hormone binding; diuretic hormone receptor activity. Gene Ontology annotation, cellular component: plasma membrane.
UCCGUCAGUCUCGCCAGUCGCCAGCAUCAGUGCUCGGUUUGCGUCCGGUGUGGAUGGAAGGUCCUCGACUCCCUCCGUCGCCGUCGUCUCUCUGUCCCUGAGCCGAUUGGUGUUAUCGCAUUCAGCACAUGUUCGGACACGAAAUAUAUCUGCAUCUCAUUUGCCCUGGGUGCGCUUCGUCCUAAGAGCCCCACUUAGUGAAACAAAAAACUGUUCUAUGCUUCAAACUGAAUUUUUAAAAACUUGGGUUUUAAAAUUGGUCUGAUUUUUAUGGUCAUUUUGGAAUUCGUUCGAACUGUGCUUUUUGAAGUGUUGUAGUCCUCUAAGCAACAGCGAGUUUAUCCCCAUAAUGUAAAACAGGUAUCAGUAUUCUUUUCCCGUCUGUGGACUCGCACUGCAUUUUUGAUCCUUGCUUUUCGUUCCGAAAAAGCUGUGAAAGUGUAUCGAACUCCGGUCAGGGUGAGCCAAAAGAUUCACCUCGGGCACCUUCUGAAUGAAAGAGUCAAUGCACAGGAAAAUGGUCAUGAUCCACGUUCACACAAUUCAUCGCUGGUGAAGUUUAGUGCAGAAACGGAAUGCAAGAGUGAAGAGAAGCGCGUUCAAGAGAAGAACUUCUGAGGGACUCGAAAAUAGAAAGGAAGGUGCCAGAAGGUCUCGUGCUUCAAAAUGGACGAUGAAGUAGAGGACGCGGUCCAGCCAUUGUUUGAGUGAUGUGUUUAUGUAAUGUGGCGUCGCAACGCAAUCCAACGAUAGCAUUAAUCUUAAGCAAAUAGUUCACGGUCGCUUGAUAUCAGUUCCAGAUACGAAACACAGAUUAGAACGAUCAAAAACAUGCGUAAGUACUUCUGGCUUUUACUGUACUUGAGCGAGGCUUUCGACUCGAAUCAUACGAUGAAAUAGCCUUUCCAUACAGAGAGACAAGAGCGUUUUCCCUUCCAUUGUCAAGUGUUCAGUUUCUGUCUUCCUUAGAUGUUGGACUGAAGAGAAAAGACACUGCAGUGCCUUGAAAGCCCUUGAAGAAUUAGCGGGAAACUUUCAUUGAAUACCUUUCUAUUUGAACUGCAGAAGCAAAGAGUCAUUCUAAUACGAAUGCAAAGGGAACAUGAGCUCAGAAUAAUAAUGAACUUCUUGAUUCAAAGGUCACAUAGUAGAAUUAAGACUGCAUUCAAAUCGUUCUUCAGAAGCAAAGCCUCCCAUCACGGGUUUAAGCUCUUUAUUUUAAUAACGUGUUCACCACUGGGCGACGAUGUCCCCUUCAAUGGCAGUGGCAGCCGGUGAAAACGAUUACCUGGACGCAGCAGACGGCAUGGAUGAGGCCAAUUACCUGGAACUGCUGAACCUGGUCAUCCACGAUCCGAACAUCGACCUUGAGGACUCGAAUUCGGAGGUGGUGACCCGCGUGAGGGCCGCCAUGUACAGCCGGUUCAUGCUGCAAUCGAAGAAGCUGAACGACACGCACGAGAACACCGAACAAGACCAGAAGCUCCGCAAGUGUUUCCACGAAUACAUCAUCUCCGCUUUGGAGCCUCAGUACGGGCCCAGUGCUUGCCCCGUCAAAUUCGACGGGGUGUCUUGCUGGCCUGAGACGCCACCGGGCACCGUGAGGUCUAUUCCUUGUUUCACCGACUUCAACGGCCUCAAUUACGAACCUACAGAAAACAACGCGACUCUCUACUGUUACCCAAACGGGACGUGGUCCAAGACCUCCUACUACAACCUGUGCUUCGACUUCGUGCCCGAUGAGCCAGAGCCAGAGUCCACCCACAGCACGAACACCAUCAUCUUCUACGUGGGCAACUCCCUCAGCCUGGUGGCAGUGACCAUCGCACUCUGGAUAUUCAUCUCCUUCAAAGACCUCCGAUGCCUGAGGAACAAGAUACAUUCCAACCUUCUGUUCACGUACCUCAUACAUAAUCUACUUUGGAUCACCUAUGCAUCCGUCCAGGUAAUGAUCACAGAGACGGUGACGUGUAUUUUCUACGUGGCGCUGAAUUACCUGAAUCUCACGAACUUCAUGUGGAUGUUUGUCGAAGGCCUGUACCUAUACGUACUAGUUGUCGAGACUUUCUCGAUUGAAAAUAUCAAGUUACGUGUCUACACUAUAUUGGGCUGGGGAGUCCCGGUACCCAUCAUAAUCCUAUGGGUCGUCCUGAAACUGCAACUAACCAGUGAUCACAGGGGGACGGAGCUGGAACACUCCGGAAUGGACGGCCCCGAGAUGGAAGGCUUUUUGAAGACGUGUCCCGUCUUGCCAGGAAGUGCCAUAGACUGGGCACUGAGGGCGCCCACACUCCUGCUCCUCUCCAUCAAUAUACUUUUCCUCUGCAGAAUCAUGUGGGUGCUCAUAACGAAACUAAGGUCAGCCAACACAGUUGAGACUAAACGCUACAGGAAGGCAACAAAGGCUCUGCUGGUGCUCAUUCCUCUCCUAGGUCUCACAUACAUGCUGCUCAUUGCCCUGCCUUCAGAACUAGAACACCUGCAAACUAUUAUGCUUUCUACACAGGGGUUCUGGGUAGCGGUCUUUUACUGCUUCUUGAACACCGAGGUACAGAACAGCAUCCGCCAUCACAUAGAGCGAUGGCGAACGGAGAGAGGCAUCUCGGGCGACCGGAGGACUUCUCUUCGUCACAGCAGUAUGCGCGAAGGCUCCCCUAGGAACAGAAACAGCUUCCGCAGCUACGGCAGACGCCUGUUCGGAGGGAAGCGAGAAUCGCUCUGCUCGGAACUGACAACGAUGAGCACUUACGUCACCAACGGCUACAACCCCGUCAGCACACACGCGCCAACGGCCCCGCCCCCACCCCUGCCGCCCACGGCCCAAAACCCAGUCACGGUUCCCUUGAUGCGGAAUCACUGCAGUUGCCUCAACUCGACGGCUGGGCUGAACCCCUGCUGCGAGGAGGAAGUCAAGAUGAUGAUGAGGGACUCCGUGAUAUAAUAUCCUGUCUCGCACAGAGACGAAGGAAAAUCAAGUUUUCCUUCGGCACUAAUAAAAGACAUUUGUAUAUAAGGAUGAAACAGACAUUUCGUUGUUAUCUGCAUCGCUUCUAAUUUGGAUCCGGAUUUUGAGGCCGGAUUCCAACGGAUCUUGUAACUGGAUCCCAAAGGAUCUUGUAACCGGAUCGCAACGGAUCGAUCUGGUUGCUAGAUCAGCGCGCCAAUUACAGUAGAACCUGGGCAUUAGACUAAACACACGGUGACAGAAAUGCUUGGAAAUCUCGAAUCAAGAUACUACCUUUCAAACCAAACUUUAUUAAUCUUACAUUUAGAAUGAAUUAAAGCCUUUCUUCCCACUGUUUUUACUUACAUUCAAGAACAAUAACGUUAGGAUACUAGUUUAGCAAUAAAAUUUUUUAAGUAAACACCCAGGCAAAAUCUGAUUUCCUUGCCUUUCACGUCACACAAAUAAUAUGUAAGUGAAUGGUAAACUGUUUUUCAUAAUCUCUGUUGCUGUAUAAAUUUCUGGAUAGUGGAGCUUGGCAAAGGGUAAAGAAACGCUUCUUAUAACUUCCGUUUUUAAAUGUGUAAUACUGCUGGGUUCAUAACAGCAUUCUUAAAAAAAAAAAAAAAGAUGAAUGUUCUUAGUCUACGCAUUUAUGAAAUUGUCAUUUAUGUAUCACGAGUUCAGCAGAGAGUGGGUCCAAUUAGUCAUGUAUAACUCGCGUGUAAGAAAGACUGUGGCCUUAAUGUUGAGUGGUCAAAGUUUUGCCUCCCAACGCAAGAAGAUCUAAACAAAGACUUGCUGAGAGACAAAACUAUUAACCUGCUGUUGUAUCUCACUUGUACCGUCGGUCCUUAGUGAUGAUAAUUGAUUCAUCAUAUUUUUGGGCGAUUCAUCGGGGAUCCUGAGCUAAUGGAUCCGACAGUUCUAGAUUCUACUGAAAGCGUGAGAGAUAACUGUGGGAAGCUUGGAACACAUGUAUCACUAUAAUUACCAUAACAAUGUGAAUAUACCUAACAGUUAAAGGUAACGGUCGUUAUUCAGCUUUACCAUUUCACGUUCGCUAUAAUCUGUAUAUUAUUGACACACCAACUAUUGUGUCCACAUUCAUUCAUAUAUAUAUAUAUAUAUAUAUAUAUAUAUAUAUAUAUAUAUAUAUAUAAACACCUCUUGAACGGAGAUCGUUCUUCAAACCUGGUGCUGCAUUUGCGUAGUGGAUAAAUUUUCUAAUAUAUAUAAAAAGAAAUGCCUACUGGAAACGUUCACUCAUAAGUACAUUUAUACACGCACCAUGCAUUGAGUUCGACUUGUAAAAACAUUCACAUACAUUAUCGUCCUUUUAUCGUAUCAUUACACUUCUGUUUACUUGUUUGCAUUUAUGUAAACAGGAAACUUGUAAGCAUUAUAAAACAAAAGUGUAUAAAAUUACGUGUGAGCAAUUGGACGUGUUCAGUAGGACAUUAAGUUUACUACAGGAAAUGGGUAGAUAGGCUUAUUUUCAUAAAACAGCUUUGCAAUAUGUAUGAAUCAUAAGCAACUUUUAUAACAAAUGUAACAACAAAUAACACUAGUAAUAACAUUAAUAACAAUACUCGGUAAUGGUUGGGAAAACCCGUUUCAAAUACAUUCUGGGGUGAUGUACUUAAAGCGAACGGUUUUCGGGAAUUUUGGGUAGAGAACGUAGCGGGAAUUCUCGACAGAGUAGGUUAAUCAUCUCUCCCUUCUGUAAGUGGAAGUCAACCAUUCUCUCCGUCAAAAUCGGAUCGUCUGCAAAAAUCACAUGAAAUCGUUUUAUAUUCUUACAGGGGAAUUUGCAUUAAUAUUCUAUGAAAUCAUUCUUAAAGGAAAUUCUAAUCCCAAAAGAAUGUGAUUAUUUGUGUCACACCAUCACAGAUAAUUUUGUUUUAUUUAAAGAAUUUAUGAAGUGUAUUUUACUCACAAAACCAGGUUUACAUUUUGUGCUGUACUGUCUACGUUCAAAAAAAUAUAUUUUGCCUAAGCAGAAAUUAAUGGUUAAUGUUCACAUCAAGUUUCAAGUAUACAUUUUACAUAUAUCUUUUAAGAUGGAAGCAAUUAGUAAAAGAAGAUUUUCAUGCACUCAAGAAAAACCUGAUUG